Molecule: messenger RNA, 6740 nt
Organism: Arabidopsis arenosa
Lineage: Eukaryota; Viridiplantae; Streptophyta; Magnoliopsida; Brassicales; Brassicaceae
Source: the annotation of a GenBank genome assembly
UCUCAAAAUUUCGAAAUCAAUGGCGUCCACUGACGACCUCCGUCUUCUCUCUCUAAUCGAAUCUUCCGACGCCGGUGAUGAUAUCUUCUCUUCCUUCUCCGAUUACCUGAAACCUUUCUCUACUCUAUCCACUUCCCGGAAAAAACAAGACCGAGCAACCACUAUUCGAGCCCUAGCUAAGCAAUUCCUUCCUUUCCUCAACAAAUCGAUCUCGCUUUUACCUAAACGCCUCUCCGUCGCGAAGUCUGACAAGGAAGCUCGUGAAUCAGCCUUAGAUCUGUUCCGUGCUUAUGAACUUUGCUUGGAUUGUUUAGAAUUGGUCUCUGCUCAAUUAGCUUGUAAGCCUCAUACCGUUCAAUCUCAGAGGCUACGGAUGAUUUAUUGUCUCGAUGUUUGGGGUUUGUAUGAGAAUGAGUAUACUGAAGCGUUUAAGGUUCUGGAGAAGCUAAGAGGCUCUGAUAGCAAAUCACGGAAGUGCCAGUUGUUGCCGGAGGUUCAGGAUGGCGAGGCGGAGAUGGCUUUGGUUGUUGUUGAUGCCGUGGCGUCUAUUUUUAGGGCUGUGGCAAUGGGCCAGCAAUUAGACGAUAAGCGGUAUAGGAAAGUUCUUCUUUUGCUCGAGGAGGUCGGAGGCUGGUUUAGGGUUUUAGAUGCUAAGGCGUAUGAGAAGUUUCACAGAGCGAUGGUGACAAAUUUGGGUAAAUGUGCUGUUUCUCUCGUUAGAGAAGCUGAGCGUUUCGAUGGGGAUUUAGUGAUGUCUUUCUGCGACUUAACUGUGAAGGAACACUAUAAAUCUGCAUUCUCAAAAGAUCGAAUUUAUAAGUUUGCUCGCGAGGUGCUUUCUGUUCUGUUCAGAUUUAAGGAUAGAAAAAUGUCUGUGACCAUUGACAUUUCAAUGUCUGUGUUGCGCAGCUUAACUUGCCAAUUUGAGGAUGAAAGUAAUGAGAAUUUAAUGGAGUUUGUUGACCUAGUCGCUUAUUGCGCUCACAAGUUUCGAGCAGCAGGAGACAUGUACUGUGCAAAAGUUUCAAAAAAAUUAAAUGAGAUAGCAGCUAUUUUCUUAGAGGCAAUACCCCAACUUAAUCUGGUUCUUAGACUGUAUUCAACCGGGCUGUCCAUCACGGUUUGCGAUUCCAAGCUCGGAGAAAGUAAGGUUAAAGAUUCCACAGAUGAUUGGAAGAUUCAAGCAAUGUUUGAUGAUGAUGCUAGAUGGCAAAGCUUAGUUUCUUUACUCGGCUUGGUUGAUAGUUACUCAGGUGAUUUGGGCAAUCAGACUAGUUCAUCAUUGAUUGGUGGGCAUAAGAACUACAACAAUAAAACACAUGGUAGCUGUACAGACAAGAACAAGAAGAAUUGUUUGCCACAAUACUUAGAUGCCUUGCAGUUCUUGUGCCAACCACUUGCAGACUUGAUAUAUUCUGUGAAAAGAAAGAUUGUGCUGGAGACAGAAAUGUCCUGCGCUUCUGCUCAUCUAACUACUAUUCAUGAUGCCUUUCUCCAAUUUUGUGAUGGCUGUCUCUUCCUUCAGAGAUGCACGUCUGACAAGGGAGAUAGUGAAACUGACAAUAACAAAGCUUUGUUAAACGUGGCUAUGGGUGCUUUCAUUGUCUCAUUGAGAACCCAGCUUAAAUUGGAGAUCAGUGCCCAUCUAGUUGAGGAUGUAAUUGCCAGUCCAUGGAUCCGAUCUCAAGAACUCAAGUAUCUAAUUGCGACGCUUUACAAUAUUGGUAUCAUUUUGUACAGAAAUAAGGAGCUAAACAAGGCUUGUGAGGCACUCAAGCUGUGCUCCAAGGCAUCAUGGAGAUGUGUUGAACUACAUUGUCAGAUGUUUGUAAAUCAGUCUAGUUCAUCUGAUAAUGACAUGUCAGAAGAUGCCAUUAUGGAUUUUGUGGGCGAAGCAUGUAAUAGGUGUGCAUUCUACCUGGAUAUACUCCAGAAAUGUAGCAGACAUAAGAUUAGACAGAAUAUUGUUCAUAUUCUAGAAAAUUGGUUGUCAGCGGAACAUUUGAUUAGAAGGUUACCAGGCCCUGAGGCAAUUGUAAAGCAGUGGGUUAAGGAGCUUCUUGCCUAUGCCAGAGUGCUUCCUUUUAAGUCAAAUCUAGGUCAACAAACGCGAAUCAAGAUAACAGAUAUCCUUUUGAAGGAUGUUUAUGUCACUGAGGAUAUGCAUAUAGAGAGAGCAAGAGUCUUGAUAUGGAAAGCACAAAUGACAAGGACAUCUGGAACUGAACAUAUAACUGAGUGCAUUUGUUUUCUGUCCGAAGCAAUCUCUAUAUUGGGUGAGUUACAUCAUGGGCCAAAUAAAGAGGGUUCUCCAUCUUCUCACAUGUUGCCUAUUGCGUAUUGCUUGAGAGCUUUUUGUACCCAGGAAGCUGAGCCAAACUCGAAGAAAGUCUUUCAAGAUAUUAGCACUUCACUAAAUCUCUGGCUGAGGAUUCUUAGCCUAGAUGAUAGUGGGGACAGUCUACCAACAGAGAACAUAAUUCCGUUACUGUAUAAUAUGAUUGAUUUGAUGUCAGUGAAGGGAUGUACAGAGCUCCAUCAUCAUAUAUACCAACUGAUUUUCAGAUUGUUUAAAUGGAAGAAUGUCAAAGUGGAGGUCUGCCUUGCAAUGCUGUGGGAAUGUAGAAGGCUUAGUCAUGCCUUAUGCCCUUCCCCCAUAAGUGAUGCCUUUAUCCAAACCUUAUCAGAGAAUUGUGGUGACAAAUCCACAUGCAUUGAUUUCUGGAUGGAUUGCCUGAAAGAUUCAAAAGCAAAGCUAAUUGGGUUCCAGCAGAACUUCCAUGAAUUACAUAAUAAGGAUGAAGGUCCCUUUCAAUCAGACAUCACGAUAGACGAUAUCAAAGAUGCAGCUUCAGAACUCAUUUCCAGUGCGUCACUCUCUGGUAAUUCAUCUUUUGUAGCUGCAUAUCUCUAUUAUGAUCUCUGUGAAAGGCUCAUAUCAUUUGGAAAACUUUCUGAGGCUCUUUCAUAUGCAAAAGAAGCCUAUAGGAUACGGACUCUUAUAUUUCAAGAGAAAUUUAAGUAUACAGCUGAGAAGCAGUUCGUAAAACACAAUGACGCUGGAAAAAUAUCAGAGAUACGGACUUUUGGCAUAAAAAAUUUCCAAGUCUACAGAUUGUUCGCAACUGAUUUUUGGCCAUGUGGAAAUUUUCUCUGGGACAUCAAUUGCUGCUACCUAAGUCCUUGGAGUGUACUCCAAUGUUAUUUGGAAAGCACCCUUCAGGUUGGAAUUCUGAAUGAGCUAAUAGGGAAUGGACUGGAGGCAGAAACCAUUCUAUCAUGGGGAAAAGCCUUUUCAUGCUCGCAAAGUCUAUUCCCUUUCAUAGUUGCAUUUUCUUCUGCCUUAGGAAAUCUUUACCACAAAAAGCAGUGUCUGGAUCUGGCAGAAAAGGAACUCCAAAAUGCAAAAGAGAUAUUAAUUGCUAAUCAGCGAGAUUUUUCUUGUUUUAAGUGCAAACUGAAGUUGGAAGUUACAUUGGAUAAACAACUUGGAGACAUAUCUCGGAAAAAAAUUGAUAGAGUUUCUCAGAGAGAUGGAUUUUUGCAUGCUGAAAGCUUGUUUAGUGCUGCCCUGGGAAAAGUCUGUUGCUCAGCAUGGAAAAGCUGCAUUAGAUCACAUGGGGAAGAAAUUGCUGAGGAAUUUGUGGUUGAUAGAAAUGGAGGGGACGGUUUAGGACAUAAAUCAAGUAAAACGAAGCUCAGUAUAAAGGAGCCACCAGGAAACAGAGGCUCCAGGAGGGGUCGAAGAGCUAACCAAACUUGUUUGUCAAAGGACCAGGAUUUGAUAUCUGAGCCAACGUCAAGGUUGACUCGAUCUAUGCGUCACUCACUUAAAGAGCAAUGCCAAAACCGGUCUAAUGUGCCUGAAGUUGUUUCAAAGAAGCCUAAUUUCUGUGAUAGAUCUGUUGGUUCUAGGGGUGAAAGGGUCUUGUUGGACACAAAAAAUGCAGUCCCUGGAUUUUGCAUUUGCUACAAAGAAAAAUGUCAGCAGUGCUUCUCCGAAGGAGUAAUAGAAUCUGGGUCUCUCAACAAUUUAGUAAGUUUGAAAUGGGAACUCUGCCAUAGGAAGCUUGCGUCCUCAAUACUUGUUAGCCUGGGAAAAUGUUUGGCAGACUCUGGUAGAGUUCAUCUAGCUCAUGAGGCUUUACUACAUAGUAUCUCUGUUUUAUUUAAAAGCAACUGGUCCAGCCACAACCAGCCUUCUGUCUGUCAGUUGCUGGAGUUUAUCGGGACAGAAGUUACAAGAGAUGUAUUUGCUGUUGAUCGUGCAAUAAUACUAUACAACUUGUGCUGGUUGAAUUUGCGGAAUUAUCACUGCAGGGAUAGUAGGUCUAUUUGCUGUGAUCUGUUUCAUAUUCCUUUCACAAAACUGGUGUCAUGGUUAAUGUUAGCAUUUGUACUCAGCAGAGCGGUUCCAAUAUUAUUUCAAAAGGUUUCAAGAUUGCUUGCCUCUUUAUAUCUGCUUUCUUCCUCAAGUGCUGAAUUCUCAUUCGAAUAUGAUGGAAGUGAGCUGUCAGCAAGUCAUUGGGUCUCAUUUUUCCAUCAAGCCUCGCUUGGUACCCAUAUCAGUUACCAUUUCAUUUCAAAGUUGAGCCAAAAACACAAAUUACGGUGCCUCUCAGAUAAAGAGUGCACAGAGGCUACUUGCUCGAGUUGCAUGGUUCCUGAGAAUUUGGACUUACCCAGGCUUGCUCCUGAGCGUACUCAAGAUCUUGUGCAAUUCGCUAAAGAAUUUUUCAUCAAUCUUCCAAGCUCAACAAUCAUCUGCAUUAGUUUGCUUGGAGGUGCUUUAAACCAAUUGUUACAGGAGCUAAUGCAUAUUCGUUCACCUGUUUGUGCCUGGGUGCUCAUAUCACGCUUAAACCCAGAAAGUCAACCGGUUGCCACACUUCUGCCUGUAGAUUCGAUUCUAGAAGAUGACAGUGCAAACCUUAGCUCUACGGAAGCGACUCAAGUUAAGAGUUUAAAGGGGCCUUGGCUUUGUCCAUGGGGUGCCACCGUGGUUGAUGAGGUAGCUCCAGCAUUUAAAUCAAUAUUGGAGGAAAGCUACUCAUCUUCUUCUACUCCUGAAGAAGACACAGUAGAGAGUAGAUGCCUGUGGUGGAAAAAGAGGAAGAAACUUGAUCAUCGUCUGGGAAUACUCCUAAGGAAUCUAGAAGCUUCCUGGCUGGGUCCCUGGAGGUGUCUGCUUCUUGGAGAAUGGCCGAACUACAAAUUGCCUGACUCAGUGCAGAAAAAGCUGGUAAUUGAUCUCAAGUCCAAGUGCAAAAUGGAAGUAAAUGAGAUGCUUUUGAAGGUUAUUCUUGGAGGUGGGACAGACAACUUUAUAGGAGAAGCAUGCGUCGCUCAGCUUUCUUUAAGAGAUGGUUGCUAUGUAGGUAGAGGGGGAUAUCUUUAUGAAGAAGAUAGCUGUAAAACUCCUACUACUGCGUCUAAUAUAUCUGAAAGUAGGCAUGAAUUGGCCUUAAAACUGAUACAUGACGCAGCAAGCAAACUAGGGCAACAAGAUGGACAUGAAAAUAGAGAACCUAUCAUUCUUGUGUUAGAUCCUGAAGUUCAGAUGCUUCCUUGGGAGAAUAUUCCAAUACUAAGGAAACAGGAGGUGUACCGCAUGCCUUCCGUAGGUUGCAUAUCUGCUGUACUAAAGAAGCGCAGUGAAGGAGAGCCAGCAAGAUCUCAUGUUGUUUCCUUCCCUCUUAUUGAUCCGCUAGAUUCAUUUUACUUGUUGAAUCCUGGUGGUGAUCUCACCGAUACACAAGACAAGUUUGAGAGUUGGUUCAGAGAUCAAAACUUUGAGGGGAAAGCUGGAUCAGAACCAAGUGCUAUAGAGUUGACAGAAGCAUUAAAAACUCAUGAUCUCUUUCUAUACUUUGGUCAUGGAAGCGGAGCACAGUAUAUACCUAGGCGUGAAAUAGAGAAGCUAGAUAACUGUUCUGCAACUUUCUUAAUGGGAUGCAGUAGUGGUUCACUAUGGCUAAAAGGCUGCUACAUCCCAGAAGGCAUACCACUUUCUUAUCUCCUAGGUGGAUCUCCAGCCAUUGUGGCGACUCUAUGGGACGUAACAGACCGAGACAUUGAUCGGUUUGGGAAAGCGUUAUUGGAAGCUUGGUUGCAAGAGAGGUCAGAUUUUUGUCCAGAGGGUGGUUGCAGCCAGUGUGAGUCAUUAGCAAAUGAACUUGCAGCCAUGAAUCUAAAAGGCAACAACACCACCAAGAGGUCAAGGAAACCGUCAUCGCGUAACAAGCCAGCUCAAUCAAAUGUCGAUGGGUCAGGGAAGAUUGAGUGCAACCACAAGCAUAGACGUAAAAUCGGUUCAUUCAUAGCCGCGGCUCGUGAUGCGUGCACCUUGCAAUACUUGAUAGGGGCUGCGCCUGUCUGUUAUGGUGUACCAACUGGUAUCACAAGGAAAAAAGGAAUUGAUGCUCUUCUUCCUUCUUCAUCUUGUUAGUAGUCCCCAUAAAUUUACUCAAAGAGUAAAUGGUUUUGGGUGGUUACAGUUUUCACUCUUUUUAAGCUAUGUUUCUGUCACCUUGCUAUAUAUAUGGUGUGGUAAAUGUUUAUGUGGAUCAUCAAUUUAACCAGUAAAAUGCAUAUAAACAAAAUGCUGUUGCCCUUCUUCUGUAUGUUUUUGUUACAUUCUACUUUAUUUGGCAUCUUGAGCUUGGUUUUGAGGUAAUUUUGGCUUAAUUCUUCUCUAGUUUUUGUUGUUUUUAAUUCGUUGAUAAAAAUUAUUAGGUUUU